GUGCAAUGAGGCUCUCGUCCUCUCUUCUUCCUCUGCUUCUUCUUCUUCUUCUUCUCCCUCACCCUAUCUCCCAAAGAGCAAGUCGACGGUAUCUCCAAGUUUGCUUGCUCCAUAUGAUGUGCAAAUACGUCAAUCCCAUUCGUCAUCUCUGCUCCUUCGCCCCCCGGACCGCAGAGGAGAAGAAUUGGCUCCAGCCGAGGGACAGGUUCCCGCAAUCAUGUCUAUAUCCAGCCCAAGCUCAAAAGCUAGCCGAGCGAGACGCAAGACGAGGCGUGCUUUACCGCCCAUCACAGCCGGAUCUCCCACUACUGUACAAAGCCACGGGUCACUCCGUAAACGAACUUGCCGUUUGAGCUUGCGGAAGGCUUGCCUACGUACUAAAAAUGGACGAAGGGAACCCUCAGACAUUU
Trichoderma asperellum CBS 433.97 is the source of this 410-nucleotide messenger RNA. The record is from RefSeq and is a predicted model, not a curated record. Lineage: Eukaryota; Fungi; Ascomycota; Sordariomycetes; Hypocreales; Hypocreaceae.